UAUUUCAGAGUAUUUUAUGUAUCACACGAUUCCCAAGAUCUCAAGAUCUUCAGUUACAUCGCCAGGGAUGGCCAAACCAACGUAUUCAAGUGCAAUGUAUUCAAAUCACACAGGAAGAGCCACGCAAUGCGGAUUGUCCGGAGUAUCGGUCAGGCCUUUGAGGUGUGCCAUAAGCUGAGUCUCCAGCAUGCCCAUGCAGCAGCAGAUGGUCAAGCUGACGGAGAGAGCGAUAAAGUUGGAGAUGAAAUCUUAGAUACAAGAGAAGUAAGAGGCAUAGACGGUGGCAACGAGAUGCACUCGACAGGGUCACAGAGGAUGCGGGAACGAGACGAGACCGACGGUGUCUCGGUAGAACCAACAACGUUAGAAGGGAGAUCGUCAAGCAAGAAAAGGUCUCACCUGAACUCAUCCAUCCACUCGCAUAAAGUCAAGACAAACUCGUCCAUCCGUUCACAUGAAAGUGUCCAACAAAACACAUCUAUCCUGACUCCUGAUGAGCCUGGUAUGCCCUCACUCAGUCUAUACCAUCAAAGGCAGCUUCUUCAACAGCAAUUGCAGCAGCAGGAAGCACAGACCCAAGUGGCUCUGGCUCAGGUGCAGCUCCUCAAGGAUCAGCUUGCUGCAGAAACUACAGCCAGGCUGGAAGCACAGACGAGAGUUCAUCAGCUUCUCCUGUACAACCGAGAUCUUCUGAACCAUCAACAGGAGUUGGUGGCACACAUACAGGAUAUAGAGUCCAAGUUCCAUGGCUCGAUGUCCCACAGUCCUGGAAACCCUUUCACCAUCCCUCCACCCCUGCCAUUGGGGGCUGACUAUGGUCUCUCACCGCACGGUCUUGUCCUACCAGAGUUCCCAGCCAUGGAAGAUACGCUCUUAAACGGGGGCAUGGACCACAGCCAGGCCGUCUAUGAGAACGCAAACUUUGGGCGUGGCAUGGGGGUCGGCAUGGCACCCAUGAAUAUCUCCACAGAGGCGAUGCCAACCAUGCAAGGGGCGCAGAGCGUCAGCAGCAUGAGCGAUAGCAACAAUGAGCUCAACAACGACGGACAGGAGAACCACCAGGAAGACUUCACUGCGUCCAUCGAUGAAGAGGGUACAGUAAUGAACCUCAAGAAGUUGAACAUUUCGGAAGAUAAUGCCGGCAGUAGAAUGUCGCAGGGUGCAAACCUUGAUACAUCAAGUUCAAGUAUCCCCUAUGCAGGGUACGUGGAUUCAAGACAGUGUGAAACAAACGGUAAUGGCGAUAUACGCAUCAUCGUCCCUGCUCCUAUGCAGGAUGCGACGGCCAAUCCUCUUGCCCUUGGGCACAACCAGGCAGAAGUAAAAGCCACCAAUAACCAGCAUAAUUCAGCCAGGAAAAGGUCCGCACCAUCGCAUCGGGGCUCGCUGCCCGUCGAGAUGAGUGCCACGCCCCCAUCCUACGAAAUGGCGGUGGAGCUCACGUCCAAUUCUGCCCCACCAACCCCUCAACCCCAGCUGGACGAUAGCCUCUCCAACGUCGUCGAACCCAUCGACAAGCCGUUCAAGCGGAAGUCGACAUCAUCACGGGACUCGAGAGAGAGCUACCAAGCGCGAGGCAGCGUCCACAGCGUUGAGGCGAUGAAGGAGGCUAAGCGAUCGGGUAGCAUCGAAGAAGAGGACAUGUCCACCACUCCUGAUUCCAGUCUCCAAUCGCCCCAGACUCCCCAAUCCCCUCAGUCAGACCUAGCCAUCCCGGACACCAAGCUACACAUUAGCUUCAGUGAUGAUGAAAAUACAGAGAACUCUGAAGACUCCGGGGUUCCUAGACCUCCUAGGGCUUUAGAAUCAAUGACCUUUGAAGAAAUCGAAUCCCUAUAGACAUUUCUAAUCAAGUUUGAUGAUUGGCACUUGCCAACUUCAACCCUUUUUUACAGACCCAUGUAGUAGCUUGUGUAUAAAGGCUAUUAAAUUGUAAAUCCUGUAUCUAACGACCAAAUGUCUGUAUACAUGUAUUUUGUGUGAAAGAUGAAAUGAUUUAUACAUAACUUGUCAUAAGAGGUAUUAUGUAUAAAUUGAGACUUGAUGCUGUUGUGGUGAAUGCUAUGUUCUCUUUCACAUUUUUAUGUUACAGUUAGUUUAAGAACUCCGUUUUCAGGAUUUCCGGAAAUAGUUAGCUAGUUCCAAAUUGUCACAUGGGUAAUCUUUUCGUCUUCAUCAUGAAUGUUGUGAUUUUUUAAAGGCAAUAGGAAAAAAAUAGUCAUGAAAUAUAUGAAGUUUGAACAUGAUGAAUGAUAUUUCGUCAUUAAGUUUAGUACAUUAACUUUUCAGGUGCUUAGAUUUAUUUUGUGUAUUUAUUUGGGGUGCAUUGCGUGACAAAUUAACUUAUUAGAUCCGUUUGUACUCCAACUCAGUUACAAAUUUUUUUGACUCAAAAGCCAACAUGUCAUCAUAUACAAAGAUUCUAACAUUGUGUAUGACAUUGCACGUAAAGCGGAUAAGGGUAAUUGAGAUGAAUUUUUGUCAAAUAUUUUAUUUAUUUUCAAUGAUAGAUCAGCAUGCAUUUACGUAGACCAUGCAUUGUUCUUUUUUUAUAUAGUAAUAACUUGUGUUCAUCAUACCAGACAAUAAAUAUAGGCUGAAAUACUUUACUUAGUCAUUAAAGUAGUCACAGAUUUUUCUCUUCUUUUUGCAUAUGUGCUAAUUGAGAGGUUGUCAUUAUUUUGUUGUGUGUAACAUGAUUUUGACACUGGCUAGAGGCGGAAGAGGAAACUUGUAAUUUACACUAAAGGUCAUCUGUCAAUGAUUGUCAUUAAAUUGGCAAUUCUAAUGAAUUUAGAUGCAUAUUUCAUACUUGACCUUUCUAACGAUCAAACCUCCAGCAAUGCUUGAUCAUGUUUCAUUGGUUAGAGUUGCUAUGUUAUUUCUGUAUUUUCUAUGGUAACCUCAAUGAUAUUUUUUCCUUUCCUUUUUUUUCUUUCUUUUUUUUUACAAUCAGGAUUGCAUGGGUAAUAUGUUCAUAUAGAGAGCUAUAUUGCACUUGUAUUAUAUUGUACAUAUGGACACGCAUCCUAACAUUGUUUUAAUAAACCGUAUGUCACAAAUGAAAUUCAUUGUGUAAAUUUGAUGUGAUACCUAGUAAGGUUGUACAGAAGAAAAUCUCUAUGUGUGCACUGCUUCCAGUAUGAAAUUCAUAGAAAAAUUAUGUGAAUAUUAUGAACAUGGCAGAUUUAUACAUUAGCACUUUGUUUUCAGCCUAAAAAUGUCAGCUUUUUAUCCUGCGUCUGCCAAUGCCAGUAAUAUGCUAGAUCUAUAUAUAUAUUUGUGAUGAAAGAGCAUUCUAAUUAAUUAUAACAGGCGUAUAUGUAUGUACAUUGUAUUCAAAUUUAUUUUUGCAGGCAUAUUAUUAUUAUAUUAGAAGAUAUUAAGGAGCAUUUUCGAGAUAUAUAUAAUUUCUUUGGAUUGUAUUCAUAUUCGUGUGUAUCAUUCCACUUUUGUUUCUGCAUAAGAAAUGAGGACAUACAGGGGAAGUUAGUUGAGUCAUUCCUUAUCCUGUA
This is a messenger RNA of Lytechinus variegatus (green sea urchin), 3515 nucleotides long. RefSeq lists its product as uncharacterized. NCBI's taxonomy places the organism in Eukaryota, Metazoa, Echinodermata, Echinoidea, Temnopleuroida, Toxopneustidae. The coding region runs from base 127 to 1839 and encodes 570 amino acids. The record is from RefSeq and is a predicted model, not a curated record. The transcript has 5 exons. Gene Ontology annotation, molecular function: nitric-oxide synthase binding.